Messenger RNA from Triticum dicoccoides, 4715 nucleotides. RefSeq lists its product as uncharacterized. NCBI's taxonomy places the organism in Eukaryota, Viridiplantae, Streptophyta, Magnoliopsida, Poales, Poaceae. Bases 1910 to 2890 code for a protein of 326 amino acids. The record is from RefSeq and is a predicted model, not a curated record. The transcript is spliced from 20 exons.
AUUUACAAAAAGGCUACCCGGGCCAGCGGCUAGAGUACUACUUUCUCCAUCCCAUCUGCUUCACUUCCUCCUCCUGCACUGCUCCAUCCCCCAUAACCACUGUUGAGGAAGAACUAGAUCUGGCGUCCGAGUGUUGAGAUGACGACGAGAUCAUCUGCGCCCUGCAGAUAGUGCUCAAGGGCAUUGAGCAUGGAACCGCCGGAUCGUCCACGCAAGAGGAAUCUCCCAUGUGGGGAAGGUGAUGGCGAUGGAAAGAAGAAAAAGCCAAGAUCCGUCGGACCCAGCGAAGGAUCCAUCGAUGGAGCGCGUGCUGGAGGCGAGGGCACUUCUGCAGCCACCCCCAAUGCCUCGAAACAAAUCUUGCAGGGAGGAGCUGUUGCCGUUUGAGAGUCGCCCAACGAUGCUACAAGGAAAAGGAGGGGAGAGCUGGUCAAUGACAACAACCAAAGGUCAUCGAGAUGGCGUGUAUCUCGGCGUACACUUGUGUUGGUUCAUGGGUAUCCACACCAUGCCGGUCAAGUAAUACCAUUUGUGCCGCCGAGCCUGCUAGCCGAAUCGACAAUACUUCAUGGUAGAGUUGUAAGGUGUACUUGGAGCUGUCAGCAUGUCCUCCGACUAGGGUUGACUCGCUACCCACUAGUGCAUAGAACUGGCAUGGCCAGCUUGUUGACUGCUGCAUGGACGGGGGAGGCCGAUAGAAGGUUCUAUGCAUGGCUGCUUAGUAGAUUUAGGUGGCAAGACAUGAGAUUCACUUUCCCUGAUGGCCAGCAUAGAUAUUUCACUCCAAGAUCCAUUGUUAGAACAUUGGGUCUGAGUAACAGUGGCCGCCAAGUCGGUAUGAUAAAGUUGCCUCCAAAACGUAGGCAAAAUUUGGCACUCCAUAUUAGAACAAUCCUAGGAAUAGAGACUAAGAAGCAUGCUAGGGAUGGGGGUUUGACAAUUCAAGCCGUAAGCGACGCUAUCAACAGAAUGAUCGCUUUAGGAGAUCUCUGUUAUAAAGACAGAGCUUUUGAGAUGGCUUUCUCACUGUUAGCGGCUGGUACAUGUGUUGGUCCUAAGCAGUCGUACACGUCGAUACCUUGGGAGAUGUUUGCUUGUGUGCUCUGCGCUGAGGGGACUGGUGAGUAUGAUCUUGCAGAAUGGACAUUUGAGAUCAUCAGAGCAGCUGCGAAGAAACUACAAAAAGAUUUGGCGGCCGGUGUGAGAACUCUGAUUGUUGGCGGCAGCCAUUUGGCACUCAUUCCAUGGUUCUUCGACUAGAUGAACUUCGAUGCAGAUAACGUGGAGCCGCACACCGUCCCCCGCAUAAGCGUUUACACCGGGGAGAUAUGCAGGAGGCUGAUAUAUCUCACAAGGGAAUACCCCUAUGUUUUUAAUACCAAGUCUUAUGAUGAGUUCAACCCGCUAGAUGAUGUGUGGCACGGGGUGGUGGGCGAGCCUGGUGGGAUCCUGCGACAUCCAGGUUGGAAACAGAUCAACUGGAAGCGCCGCGGGCAGUUCAGGAUAUCAUUGCAGCAAACCAACAGGCUGCCAUGGACUGUUCCAUAGAUGUAGGCGAUGAGGAUCCCAGGGUUGAAUGCGAGGACGAUGAGAAGCGUAGGGAACGCACAACUGCUAAAGGUAAAUGGGCCGCAGAAGAGAGUUCAGAAAGCUCAAGCAGCGACAGUGAUGAGGAACCAAUUGACCCUAGUGUGUGACUAGGCAGAAGGUUGGAACGAGCUGACAUAAGAGGAGAAAACAUUGAUCCACCAAAUCCCAAUGCCAGCUUAAGAAUCAGCAAUGAUGUCUGGAAUGCCCGUGUUACACGCAAUUAUUGACAAACAAAAUUGCAUUAACCAUUAUCAAAACCGAGAAGAAGUUGUGAUAUGGAGCUUCAACAUGAUGUUGUUGCCAUGCAGGGCCGCGUAGCAUGAACCGGAUGCGGGCAUGUCUGCAGCCUAGAAUUGGUGAUCAAGACACUGGGGGGAGUGCAGCAAGGGGAACUGCUAGAGAUCCAUCUAUGCUACGUACCAGGGGAGAGAGCCUGGGAGCAGAGCUGACAAAACUUGAGGCCCAGGCAAAAGCAGACCUAGAAUAUGCGCAAAUCCGUGGAACUUUCCCGGAUAGGGAAGGAACUUGUAAAGAUGAUGCAGUGAUUGUUGACGAGGAGAGACAUGAGUGUCUAAGAACGUUAUCUGCAGCUGCACUUGCUGUUGUGGAGCAAGCUAUGGAUAAUCCAGAAGUUUUCGAAGGCAUAUUUGAUCAAGCUAGAAGACUUCUUUCAAAUGUUGGAGCUGACAGAGACACCGAAGAUGCUGGAGCGGACAAUCAUGCAUAUGGCAACAGCCGAUCCAAUGGUAACAAUCACGAACAGAUACACUGGGCAGAACUAGAGAGGGAAGGCCAAGAUGACCAACAGGAAAAAGGAGGUGAAGCUGCAGGGGAUAUCCAAACUGACGGCGAAGUUAGGGACAACAACUGGAGGGAGCUACUGAAUGCAAGCCAACAGGCGGCUGCAAACAUGUCUCCACUCGCCACCAACGGUGAGCGUAUGGUCGGCAGGGAACAGGACUGCUUGCGUCAUAACGAGGAUCUAGAUGAUGAGUUCUUUGGGGGUGCAUCAUUGGUGGGUACUGACUAUUCUGCUGAAGACGAUGAGUUGACAGAGUUGGAUGACGAAUUUCUGGCAGUAGCAUCGCAAGUCCCAGUCGACUACAUGGGCGAAGCUGAAGCAUUGAAUGGAGAAACAACUAUGCCGGGAUUGAAUAACUUAAAUGAUUUGCUAGCUGCCCUGAACACAUGCGUCCGGUGGAUCGCAUGGAUAGGAGUAAUACUGGUGGUUGGUAGCGCAAGGGCAGGAGAUGCUGACGAUGAAGACCCCCCCAUCAGCGGCCCUAUAUUGCCGGGUUAGCACGGUGUUCCAGAUGCACCAGGCGGGCUAGCAGCAAUGGGAGAGCAGCGUUCCAGGCAGCGUCAAAGAGCCCGUCCACAUGGAUUAGAUGUUCCUCCAACAUGUCGGCCUGGUCCUUCCUUCAAACAUGACAACGGAGAUUCGGAUGAUGGUGAACCUCGUAGACAUGGACUACAAGCUGUGAAUGAUGGGUCAGCCGCACGCUUACAUCAAGCAGUUACCACGUAUCUUCAUGCCUGUGAUGCUGCCAAAAAUGGUAAGACAAACACAGUACAUGCGGACGUGAUCGAUACAGUAGAAAUGUGUGCAGCAGUGGAGCAAGUCGGUUAAGCUGCAGAUGUGGUGGUUGAGCAAAACGGAACGAGAAAAAAGACGGCUCGUCCAUCUGUGCUAGAUGUGCAAACAUACUGCAAUCCUGGUCCUUCUUUCCAGCGUGACGAAGCAGAUGGCGCCAACGGUGAAGCUCGUGCACAUGGUUUUGCUUUAAACGGGACUGGCUCACUAACUAACUCCCAACAAGUUGUCCUCGCUUACCUGAAAAAAUGUGGGAUUAAGCACACUGUGACACACGGCAGCAAGAGACAAAAUGAAGCAGCAGGGACUGGUGUGGUAGGUGAGCAAACAUCUUCAAGGAGGGAUUGGGGGGAUAAGUACCCGCCGUCAAUUGGGUUGAACCAUUCCCAUCCCUCUCCUGAAGCAAUUUCAAGGUUCAAUGCUAACAUGACUGCCUGUGAGGGUGGAAUUUUAAAGAAGAAAUGGGUUAAGCACUUCCAUCCAAUUUUGGCGGUUGCAUCAGGACAAGACAUCAGAGAUGAGUUGACGCCAGGGGGGGAGGUGACCAUGAAUGUUUGGAGGUGUAUUCAACCCAUGCUACGUGAAAAGGAUAAUGGAAUAUACGUCAAGUGGCUCGACAGGUUCAGGGGGUUGUUCGACCCACGCUUCGUUGAAGAGGUUUGCAGGGAUGAUGGUGACACGGACUAGGAUUACAUAGAAACUAUGAUGAAUUCAGAAGUAAUUGGAUAUAGGAUUGAUUGGCUGAAGAAGUUCUGGUUCCCAGUUGAAUUUAUGGACUGCUGGGCAAUGUAUCUUCUGGACAAGGAUGAAAAGACAGUGAUGGUGCUUGACCCAACUGAGACCGAUGUCAUGGAUGAGAUGAAAAUUAAACACGAGAGCCAUGCAAAGAAGUUCCAGCGAAGGUUCUGCUCUCUAUUCAACAACUAUUUCGGCAACAGGUUGGUUGAAACAGAGGGUUGGAAAUUCCUCUACCCAUUGGUGGCGCAGCAUGAGCCGUGCAGCAGGGAAGACAGCGGAGUGUACAUCACACACUACUACACUGACUUCACCGGGUUGUACCUCCGUUCAACACAGAGCUAGGACCAGAUUGAUGGUUUGCGUGCAAAGCUGGCCUAUGAAAUUGUGACCAUGAAGGGGAACAAGGGAGACGUUCCAGAGUUCGCAUAUGACAUGAUCAUAGAUUGAUGGCCUGAAGAUGAGCAUGCAAGGAGGUCCCUGGGGAGACCGACUCUAGGCUCCGCUUAUCUUUUGUUUAUCCUCGUGGUACUAAUAGUUGCGUAACUGAAGGACUAAGGUUUCAUUUUGGAUCGCUCGAAAAUCCACUAAGGCGAAACAUACUAGUUUUUAUCAGCGAUGUAACCCCUAAGUAUGACCUUAAGACCAAUAAGCUAGUGUCUGACAGCAGGGCGGACGACUGUUGUCAUGGGCAAGUGAAAACUUAUCACUAUCGCUUUAUGGCCGCUGUCAGUCAUUUUGCUUGUGGCGCAAUUAGUAAAUUUGAUAGGUCUUCACUAGUAUUUGAUUUUGAAAA